AAGAGAGAAAAAAGUGAUUUCCCAAAGCUGUCAAAACCCUAAACUCGACCUUCAACAACAACUGAUCAAGGAUGUCUAUUCCGAGUAAGAAAGCCUCUAUUCCAUUGACCAAAUCAAAGGAUGAAAAGGUGUUCCUUUGCCGUCUUGUGGAAGGAAGAAAUCAGAAUGGUGUUCUGAAAAUUCCCUCUGCAUUUGCUGCCUUUUUUGCUUCACUGAACUCGAAUAUUGUUGGCCUGCAUUUAUCUUUUAAUAAGACAUGGCUUGGUCGUUACGUUAGUGAAUCUGAAACAAUUGAAGGAAUCGAGAGUUUAAUGGAGUACUUUGAUGUGAAUCCUUGCUAUUCGUUUUCACUUGAGUAUAUUGGUGGUACUGAAUUCAAAGUUGAGAUCUUUAGUGAGUAUGCUGUUGAAAUCGAGUACUCACGUCGAAUCAUGAGAGGCGUUGAUAGGGAUCCGGUGUUUCAUCAGAGUGAAUUAGACAAAGAUAAAAUUAGAUCAGCUUACUCCUAUAGCUCUGCAUGUGAGUUUGAAAGGGAAUUUGACUUUGUCAUCACUGACAAACAUUUGGAGCGCAAAAGAUGGAUCAAGGUUCUGCCAAAGGACGAAGCAUUGGACGUUGGUUUGGAUCCCGAAAUGAAAUGGUUUCAUCUGGGAUUUCAGAAAAUCACAUGGAGAAUUCAUUUGAAGUGGACUGAAGAUGAAAUUUUAUUUGACAGUGAGUGGAAUGAGUUAACAAAAGCAUGUAAGUUGGCUGUGGGCGACAGAUGUGUCUUCAUAUGUACAUUCUCCUGUCAAAGGUUCAAGCUAGCUGUGUUCCACAAAGAUCAGGCGAUGAAUACUUACAAACACGGUGCGGAGGAAGGGAAGGGUUAUCUGAAAUGGUUCAAAGUUUUGCACUGGAUGAAUUUGCUCACUGGAGAAGUGGUAAACAAUCAAACAAUAUAG
Daucus carota subsp. sativus is the source of this 944-nucleotide messenger RNA. RefSeq lists its product as uncharacterized. The transcript is spliced from 6 exons. Bases 72 to 944 code for a protein of 290 amino acids. The record is from RefSeq and is a predicted model, not a curated record. NCBI's taxonomy places the organism in Eukaryota, Viridiplantae, Streptophyta, Magnoliopsida, Apiales, Apiaceae.